Molecule: messenger RNA, 20323 nt
Organism: Canis lupus familiaris (dog)
Lineage: Eukaryota; Metazoa; Chordata; Mammalia; Carnivora; Canidae
Gene: VPS13D
Product: vacuolar protein sorting 13 homolog D
Exons: 68
Coding region: 174-12956 (4260 amino acids)
Biological process (GO): protein targeting to vacuole; mitochondrion organization; protein retention in Golgi apparatus
Cellular component (GO): extrinsic component of membrane
Molecular function (GO): protein binding
Source: RefSeq, a predicted model, not a curated record
GUCGGGUCUGGGCGGGCCGGACGCCGCGGGCCAGCGCCAUUGAGGAGCCGGGAGGGGCAGCGCCGCGCAGGGCCGGGCUCGGCCGGGACGGCGGCAGAUUCUUCUAUGACCAUGAGAGAGAGAAAUAAAGAAUGAUCCAUGAUUUCUAAACACCUUGUCUUGAGGAUAUAGUCAUGUUGGAAGGUCUUGUAGCCUGGGUUCUCAAUACUUAUCUGGGAAAAUACGUCAACAACCUGAACACUGACCAGCUCUCUGUUGCGCUUCUGAAAGGUGCUGUUGAGUUGGAAAACUUGCCCUUAAAGAAAGAUGCCUUGAAAGAACUAGAAUUACCAUUUGAAGUCAAAGCCGGCUUAAUUGGGAAGGUAACUCUUCAGAUUCCCUUUUAUCGCCCCCACGUGGAUCCUUGGGUGAUCUCCAUCUCCAGCCUUCACUUAAUUGGAGCCCCUGAAAAGCUAGAGGAUUUCGAUGAUGAGAAGGAGAAACUCUUGGAGAGGGAGCGCAAGAAGGCUCUGCUUCAAGCCCUGGAGGACAGAUGGAAGAAUGAACGCCAGCGGAAGGGGGAGUCCUACUGGUAUUCAGUUACCGCCUCUGUAGUUACGAGAAUUGUGGAGAAUAUUGAAUUAAAAAUUCAAGAUGUUCAUUUGCGCUUCGAAGAUGGUAUUACUAAUCCGUCCCAUCCUUUUGCGUUCGGCAUCUGUAUUAAGAAUGUGUCCAUGCAGAAUGCUGUGAAUGAACCUGUACAGAAGUUAAUGCGGAAGAAGCAACUAGACGUAGCAGAGUUCAGCGUCUAUUGGGAUGUCGAUUGCACUUUCCUGGGGGAUUUGCCCCAGGUGGAGUUACAGGAGGCCAUGGACAAGAGCAUGGAGAGCCGCGAUCAUCACUACAUCCUGGAGCCUGUGUGCGCAUCUGCUCUCUUGAAGAGAAACUGCUCCAAAGAGCCGCUGAGGUCUCGGCACGCUCCCCGGAUCGAAUGCGAUAUUCAUUUGGAGACCAUCCCCUUGAAACUCUCACAGCUGCAGUACCGGCAGAUGAUGGCAUUCCUCAAGGAGCUGGAGCGAAAGGAGAGGCAGAGCAGGUUCCGAAGAUGGAAGCCCCGAGUGGCUGUGUCUGAGAACUGCCGAGAAUGGUGGUACUUUGCUCUGAAUGCUAACCUGAACGAGAUCAGAGAGGAGAGGAAGCGUUGUACCUGGGACUUCUUGUUACACCGUGCCCGCGAUGCUGUGUCUUACACCGACAAAUACUUCAGCAAGCUGAAAGGAGGCUUGCUGCCUGCAGAUGACAGGGAGGAGAUGCGUCGGAUUGAGGAGGAACAGAGCUUUGAGGAAUUGAAGAUUUUGCGUGAACUGGUUCAUGAGCGAUUUCACAAGCAAGAAGAACUGGCAGAGAGCCUACGAGAGCCUCAAUUUGAUUCUCCAGGAGACUCUCCUGGAGACCCAGAGACCAGUGGAGGCAGUGGGAUGCUACAGUACCUUCAAUCCUGGUUUCCUGGCUGGGGUGGCUGGUAUGGGCAGCAGACCCCUGAGGGGAGACCGGUUGAGGGACUGUCAGCAGAGCAGCCUGAACAGUGGACUCCCGAGGAGAUCCUAGGCACCGAGGAGUUUUUUGACCCGACCACCGAUGCAUCCUGUCUGAGCGCGUACACGAAGCGGGACCUUGUUUUUGCCAGACUGCACUUGCGGCUGCAGCGGGGUUCUGUGACACUGCUGCGCCAGGAGCAGGGCACCCCACAGACGGAGGAGAGCGCCUUCCUGCAGCUUGAGUUGUCAGAUGUGAAGCUAUCGGCAGAAUCUCUUCCUCGAAGAAAUUCCUCGCUGCUCUCAGUACGGCUGGGGGGACUGUUUCUUCGGGACCUGGCCACAGAAGGAACCGUGUUUCCCCUUCUGGUGUUCCCGAAUGCACAAAAAGAAGUUGGCAGAGUCUCACAGUCUUUUGGUCUCCAAACAACAUCUACAGACAGAAGUGAUCAUAACCCUGCUGCGGACCCAGACGACCCAGUUUUUGAGAUGCUGUAUGAGAGAAAUCCAGUGCACAGCCAUUUUGAGAGGCGGCUGAAUGUCAGCACGAGGCCUUUGAACAUCAUAUAUAAUCCCCAGGCUAUUAAAAAAGUAGCAGACUUUUUCUACAAGGGAAAGGUUCAUACCUCAGGUUUUGGUUAUCAGUCUGAACUUGAGCUGAGAGUGGCAGAAGCUGCCCGAAGACAGUACAACAAACUGAAGAUGCAGACCAAGGCAGAAAUCCGACAAACUCUCGAUCGUUUGCUAGUGGGUGAUUUCAUUGAGGAGAGUAAAAGGUGGACAGUGCGACUAGAUAUUUCUGCCCCUCAGGUGAUCUUUCCUGAUGAUUUCAAAUUCAAGAAUCCUGUGUUAGUUGUUGUGGAUCUAGGGAGAAUGCUGUUGACAAAUACCCAAGAUGACUCCAAGAGGAAAAGUGGAGAUGGGAUAGCAUCUGAAGAAAACCAGUUUAGUGAUGAUGAAUAUAAGACGCCUCUUGCCACACCUCCUAACACCCCACCUCCUGAGAAAAGCAGUGGUAACGGAGGGAAAACACCUCCUUUUGCUGGAGUUGAAUUCAGUGAAGAGCAGCUUCAGGCCCAUUUAAUGAGCACGAAGAUGUAUGAGAGGUACUCCCUGUCAUUUAUGGACCUCCAGAUCAUGGUUGGACGAGUGAAGGACAAUUGGAAGCAUGUCCAGGAUAUUGAUGUGGGACCAACCCACGUGGUUGAGAAAUUCAAUGUUCACCUGCAAUUAGAACGUCGAUUGAUUUAUACAUCAGAUCCCAAGUACCCUGGAGCUGUGCUCUCAGGCAAUUUACCAGACUUGAAAAUCCACAUCAAUGAAGAUAAAAUAUCUGCUCUAAAGAAUUGCUUUGCUCUCCUGACUACCCCAGAAAUGAAGACUUCAGACACUCAGUUUAAAGAGAAGAUUUUUCCCCAAGGAGGGCAACGGGGAAGUUUGCAAGACUCAGUAAUGAAUUUAACCCAGAGCUUUGUGAUCUUGGAGCAGCACACCCGUGAGGUUCUGGUAGAGUCGCAGCUCCUCCUGGCUGAAUUUAAGGUGAACUGCAUGCAGCUUGGAGUGGAGAGCAAUGGCCGGUACAUUUCCGUGCUCAAAGUGUUUGGGACCAAUGCUCACUUUGUGAAGAGGCCUUACGACGUUGAGGUCUCCCUGACCGUUCAUGGCUUGCUCCUGGUGGACACAAUGCAGACGUACGGUGCUGAUUUUGACCUUUUGAUGGCUUCACAUAAGAACUUGAGCUUUGAUAUUCCAACUGGAAGCCUCCGGGAUAGCAGGGCCCAGUCUCCUGUCUCUGGAUCCAAUGCAGCCCACCCCACUAAUGCUGCCACACUAAAUGACCCAUCAGCUACUGGUGUUUCGCUUGACAAAAUUCUCACCAAAGAACAGGAGUCCCUCAUUAAACUGGAAUAUCAGUUUGUGAGUUCAGAGUGCCCGUCGAUGAAUUUGGACAGCACUCUUCAGGUGAUUUCAUUACAGGUGAAUAAUCUUGAUAUUAUCCUAAACCCGGAGACAAUUGUGGAACUGAUUGGUUUUCUUCAAAAAUCUUUUCCUAAGGAAAAAGAUGAUUUGAGUCCUCAGCCUUUAAUGACUGAUUUUGAAAGAAGCUUUAGGGAAGAAGGAGCUUACCAGUCUACAUAUGAACAGAACACUGAGGUUGCAGUGGAAAUCCACAGGCUUAAUUUACUACUACUUCGGACGGUGGGAAUGGCAAAUGGCGAGAAAUACGGCAGAAAAAUUGCAACUGCAAGUAUUGGUGGCACGAAAGUUAAUGUCUCAAUGGGUAGCACAUUUGACAUGAAUGGUUCUCUGGGCUGUUUGCAGCUUAUGGAUUUGACACAAGAUAAUGUUAAGAACCAGUAUGUUGUCAGCAUUGGGAAUUCCAUAGGCUAUGAAAAUAUCGUUAGUGAUAUUGGGUACUUUGAAUCUGUCUUUGUUAGACUGGAAGAUGCAGCCCUCAGCGAAGCUUUGAGUUUCACAUUUGUUGAGAAAUCUAAGCAGGAGUGUUUUCUCAACCUGAAGAUGGCUUCCUUGCAUUAUAACCACUCUGCUAAAUUUUUGAAGGAGUUGACCCUGUCCAUGGAUGAGCUGGAAGAAAAUUUUCGAAGUAUGUUGAAAAGCGCAGCUACCAAAGUCACUACAGUACUAGCUACCAAGACGGCGGAGUACAGUGAGAUGGUAUCACUCUUUGAAACUCCAAGGAAGGCCCGGGAAUCCUUUAUCUUAGAAGAAAAUGAAAUGUAUGGGUUUGGCCUCGCUGGGUCUCAUUCUGACACCGUAAAGCUAAUCUUGAACAUAAACAUUGAAUCCCCUGUUGUUUCUAUCCCUCGGAAGCCUGGGAGUCCUGAGUUGUUGGUGGGACACUUGGGACAAAUAUUCAUCCAGAAUUUUGUGUCAGGAGAUGAUGAAUCCAGAAGUGACCGUCUGCGAGUAGAAAUUAAAGACAUUAAGUUAUAUUCUUUGAAUUGUACCCAGUUGGCAGGCAGAGAGGGUCCUGGAUCCGAAGUAAGCCGGGCGUUUUGUUCUUCUGGGUCUGUCAGUGCCAGUAGUCAGGAGGAAGCUCAAUUUACCCGACAUGAUUUCUUUGAAUCUUUGCACAGAGGUCAAGCUUUUCAUAUCCUGAACAACACCACCAUUCAAUUUAAACUGGAGAAGAUCCCUAUAGAGAGAGAAUCUGAAUUGACUUUCUCCCUUAGUCCAGAUGACCUGGGAACUUCUAGCAUCAUGAAGAUCGAGGGGAAAUUUGUCAACCCAGUUCAGGUGGUGUUAGCAAAGCACGUGUAUGAGCAGGUUUUACAAACGCUGGACAAUCUUGUGUAUAGUGAAGAUCUGAAUAAGUUUUCGGCCAGUGCAACCUCCUCACCUUGCCCUAAUUCUCCUCUGCCUUCCCUCAGUACCUGUGGAGAACCUUCUAUUGAAAGGAAGGAGAAUGGAUUGUUCAGCCACUCCAGCCUUUCUAACUCUUCUCAAAAGUCCUUGUCUCUGAAGGAAGUCAGAUCUUUUACCCAGAUUCAAGCCAACUUUUGUAUAUCAGAGCUUCAAGUCCAGCUAAGUGGAGAUCUGACUUUGGGGGCCCAGGGUCUUGUGAGCUUAAAGUUUCAGGAUUUUGAGGUGGAAUUCAGUAAAGACCAUCCUCAGACUUUAUCUAUUCAGAUUGCCCUGCGCUCUCUGCUGAUGGAAGACUUACUGGAGAAAAAUCCAGAUUCUAAAUAUAAAAACCUGAUGGUGUCUCGGGGAGCCCCUAAGCCAUCUAGUUUAGCGCAAAAAGAAUAUCUUUCUCAGUCUUGUCCUUCAGUAUCCAAUGUGGAGUAUCCUGACAUGCCUCGGUCUCUCCCUUCCCACAUGGAAGAGGCUCCUAAUGUCUUCCAGCUGUAUCAAAGACCCACCUCAGCAUCCCGGAAGAAGCAAAAGGAAGUCCAAGACAAGGACUGUCCCUUGACCCCACCUCCUUCACCAACAGUAGAUGAGCCCAAGAUACUUGCUGGAAAGAGUAAAUUUGAUGAUUCCUUGGUACAUAUCAAUAUAUUCUUGGUGGAUAAGAAACAUCCAGAAUUCACUUCCAGUUAUAAUCGAGUUAACCGGAACAUUGAUGUUGAUUUUAACUGCCUGGAUGUGCUGAUCACACUACAAACCUGGGUCGUGAUACUAGAUUUUUUUGGAAUUGGUUCCACUGCCGACAACCAUGCAAUGAAGGUGCUGCCUGAGGACAUUCUACAAAAUGUGAAGUCAGAAUCAAAUGCUCUCUCAGAGUCUGAACUUCAGGAUCCAGUUAACACUAAGCUGGAUCUCAAGGUUCAUUCACUCUCUCUUGUGCUGAAUAAGACCACCAGUGAGCUUGCUAAAGCGAGUGUGUCCAAAUUAGUGGCACACCUGGAAAUGAUUGAUGGAGACCUGGCCUUACAGGGAAGCAUUGGGAGCCUGUCCUUGAGUGACCUUACAGCCCAUGGAGAAUUCUACAGAGAGCGGUUCACUACAAGUGGGGAAGAAGCACUCAUCUUCCAGACUUUUAAAUACGGCCGGCCUGACCCUCUGCUCCGGAGAGAACACGAUGUCCGAGUGAGCCUCCAGAUGGCGUCCGUGCAGUAUGUCCACACACAGCGCUUUCAGGCAGAGGUGGUGGCCUUCAUUCAGCAUUUCACUCAGCUGCAAGAUGUCUUAGGGCGCCAGCGAGCUGCUAUCGAGGGGCAGACGGUGAGAGAUCAAGCCCAGCGCUGUUCACGGGUUCUCUUGGACAUUGAGGCGGGUGCUCCUGUUCUCCUUAUCCCCGAAAGUUCCAGAUCAAAUAAUCUGAUUGUAGCAAACUUGGGGAAGUUGAAAGUUAAGAACAAGUUUCUCUUUGCUGGUUUUCCUGGGACAUUUUCCUUACAAGAUAAGGAAUCUGUGCCUUCAGCUUCCCCAACGGGUACCCCCAAACACAGUAUGAGGAAAAUGACAAGCACAGAGGACCCGAAGGGAACGCGUUCUGAGGGGCUGUUCAUGAUGCCUCCUGUUGGAAUGAGUCCAGGCAGCCUGAGGAGUGAGUUUGUGCCAAGUACCUCGACCAAGCAGCAAGGGCAGCAAGCCACGCCCUCUGCUAGCCAGGUUUCCAGUAGUCCAGAAGAUCAUGUCUGCCUGCUGGAUUGCAUUGUUGUGGAUCUGCAAGACAUGGAUAUCUUUGCUGCAGAGAGACGUCCACGAGAGUAUUCUAAGGCCUCUGAUGACAGCAGUGGAGAUCUGAUAUUCCCUUCCUAUUUCGUGCGUCAGACGGGAGGGAGUCUUCUAACUGAGCCUUGUCGGCUGAAAUUGCAGGUGGAAAGGAAUUUGGACAAAGAAAUAAGUCAUACUGUGCCAGACAUAUCUAUCCAUGGCAAUCUCUCCUCAGUCCACUGCUCCCUGGAUUUGUACAAAUACAAGCUGAUCCGUGGUUUAUUGGAGAACAACCUUGGAGAGCCCAUAGAGGAAUUUAUGCGGCCUUACGAUUUACAAGACCCAAGAAUUCACACUAUUCUAAGUGGAGAAGUGUACACGUGCAUGUGCUUCCUCAUCGAUAUGGUGAAUGUAAGUCUGGAGCUGAAAGAUCCAAAAGGAAAAGAAAGUCCUGGUUCCUUAGCCAGAUUCGACUUCAAGAAAUGUAAACUGCUCUAUGAAAGCUUUUCCAACCAAACCAAGUCCAUUAACUUGGUUUCCCAUUCCAUGAUGGCUUUUGACACCCGCUAUGCUGGGCAGAAGGCCAGUCCUGGCACGACAAACGUAUUCAGCUGUAUUUUUCAGCCUUCCAGGAACAGCAGCACCACCCAAGGAUCCAUUCAGAUCGAACUGCAUUUCAGAUCUACAAAGGAUUCCUCGUGUUUUACAGUAGUCCUCAACAAUCUGCGAGUGUUCCUCAUAUUUGACUGGCUGCUGCUAGUCCAUGAUUUUCUUCACACUCCCAGUGAUAUUAAGAAACAGACUAAUGUUACUCCUUCUCGCCACCGUAACUCUAGCAGCGAAUCUGCUGUAGUCCCCAAAACUGUGAAAAGUGGAGUAGUUACCAAGCGGUCUUCUCUUCCCGUGUCCUCUGAAAGGCACCUUGAAGUCAAGGUCAAUGUAACAGGCACGGAGUUUGUGGUCGUUGAAGAUGUGUCCUGCUUCGAUACCAAUGCCAUUAUUCUCAAAGGCACCACAGUUCUCACCUAUAAGCCCCGAUUUGUUGAUCGCCCCUUUUCAGGGAGUUUGUUUGGCAUCGAGGUGUUUUCGUGCCGACUAGGAAAUGAACAUGAUACAGCUCUUUCAAUUGUUGAUCCAGUUCAAAUUCAAGUGGAACUGGUGGGGAAUUCUUCUUAUCAGAAUAGUUCAGGAUUGAUGGAUGCAUUCAAUAGUGAAGAUUUCCCACCGAUCUUAGAGAUUCAGUUACAAGCCCUGGAUAUCAGACUCUCCUACAACGAUGUUCAGCUAUUUCUUGCCAUUGCAAAAUCCAUCCCAGAGCAAGCUAAUGCUGCAGCGCCAGACUCAGUGGCCUUGGAGGCCAGCUCCGUUAGCAGUUACCUUCCCGGCACAUCUAGAGCUGGAGAGAUCAGAGAGGGGACAAGACAUACCUUAGAUCCUGUCUUGGAGUUACAGCUGGCUAGACUGCAGGAACUGGGAUUCAGCAUGGAUGAUUGUCGCAAAGCCCUUUUGGUGUGCCAAGGCCAACUGAAAAAGGCGGCAAGUUGGUUGUUUAAGAAUGCCGAACCUCUGAAAUCUCUUUCUCUGGGUACGAGUGGCCGCGAGAGCCAGGGGCCUAUGGCGGCGCGGCUCAUUUCUGGAGUGGAGGUGAAAGCCGAAAGCGUGUGCAUCUGCUUCAUCGACGACUGCAUGGAUUGUGACGUCCCUCUGGCUGAGCUCACCUUUUCCCGUCUGACUUUUCUGCAGCAUGUAAGAACUAGCCCUGAAGGGUACGCCCACUUCACCCUCUCCGGAGAUUAUUACAACCGUGCCCUGUCAGGCUGGGAGCCAUUUAUCGAGCCAUGGCCAUGCUCUGUAUCCUGGCAACAACAGGCAGCUAGUCGCCUCCACCCUCCCCGACUGAAGCUGGAAGCCAAGGCCAAACCCCGCUUGGAUAUCAACAUCACUUCUGUACUGAUUGACCAGUAUGUAAGUACCAAGGAAUCGUGGAUGGCAGAUUACUGUAAACAGGACAAGGAAAUAGAUUCAACCUCAGCAGAAGACUGGAUGGGCUCUUCAGUGGAUCCUCCAUGCUUUGGACAAAGCCUCCCCCUUGUCUACCUUAGAACUAGGAGUACAGCCAGUCUGACUAACCUAGAGCACCAGAUCUAUGCUAGAGCAGAGGUGAAGACCCCCAAGCGCCGGCAACCAUUCGUCCCUUUUGCUCUGAGGAACCACACGGGCUGCACUUUGUGGUUUGCCACCCUGACCACCACACCCACCAGGGCUGCGCUGUCCCACAGUGGGAGUCCAGGGCUCGUCCCAGAAGGGAAUGGAACAUUUCUUGAUGAUGCUCACAAUGUUAGUGAGUGGCGGGAAGUUCUCACGGGCGAAGAGAUUCCCUUUGAAUUCGAAGCAAGAGGAAAGCUAAGACACAGACACACCCACGACCUCCGGAUUCAUCAGCUGCAAGUGAGAGUGAACGGCUGGGAGCAAGUGAGCCCGGUGUCCGUGGACAAAGUGGGGACAUUUUUCCGCUAUGCAGCACCCGAUAAGAAUUCAUCUUCCUCUACGAUUGGCAGCCCAAGCAGCAGAACGAAUAUUAUUCAUCCGCAGGUUUAUUUCUCUUCACUCCCACCUGUCCGGGUGGUCUUUGCUGUGACAAUGGAGGGCAGUGCUCGGAAAGUAAUCACUGUCCGAUCUGCCCUCAUUGUGAAGAACAGGCUUGAGACACCAAUGGAACUAAGACUGGAUAGCCCAUCAGCUCCAGACAAGCCUGUGGUGCUUCCCGCGAUCAUGCCCGGGGAUUCAUUUGCUGUACCUUUACAUCUCACUUCUUGGCGGCUACAGGCCCGGCCUAAAGGAUUGGGUGUAUUUUUCUGUAAGGCUCCUAUUCACUGGACCAAUGUAGUGAAGGCUGCAGAGGUUAGCAGCAGCAAACGAGAAUGCCACUCUAUGGACUUGGACAAAAGCCGAUUCUUCAGGUUUUGUGUGGCCAUAAAGAAGGAGAAUUACCCGGAUUAUAUGCCCUCAAACAUAUUUUCUGACAGUGCAAAACAGAUCUUCAGACAACCUGGGCAUACCAUAUAUCUCCUGCCAACUGUGGUCAUCUGCAACUUGCUACCUUGUGAACUUGACUUUUAUGUUAAAGGGAUGCCAAUUAAUGGGACUCUGAAACCUGGCAAAGAGGUGGCCCUCCACACAGCUGAUACAUCCCAGAACAUUGAACUGGGGGUAUCACUGGAGAAUUUCCCACUCUGUAAAGAAUUGCUCAUUCCACCGGGAACCCAAAACUACAUGGUAAGAAUGCGACUCUAUGACAUCAACCGUCGGCAGCUGAACCUCACCAUCCGGAUUGUGUGUCGAGCAGAAGGAUCCUUAAAGAUCUUCAUUUCUGCUCCAUAUUGGUUGAUUAACAAAACAGGGUUACCACUGAUCUUCAGACAGGACAACACAAAGACAGAUGCUGCAGGUCAGUUUGAGGAACACGAGCUGGCCCGGAGCCUGAGCCCUCUCUUAUUCUGCUACGCUGACAAAGAGCAGCCAAACCUCUGCACGAUGAGAAUCGGAAGGGGGAUUCAUCCUGAAGGCAUGCCGGGCUGGUGCCAGGGCUUCUCACUGGAUGGUGGUAGUGGUGUCCGAGCUUUGAAAGUCAUCCAGCAAGGAAACCGCCCAGGGCUGAUCUAUAACAUUGGUAUUGAUGUCAAGAAAGGCCGAGGUCGAUAUAUUGACACUUGUAUGGUCAUCUUUGCCCCUCGUUACCUGUUAGAUAAUAAAUCAUCUCACAAGCUUGCAUUUGCACAGAGAGAAUUUGCCCGUGGACAGGGAACAGCCAAUCCUGAAGGUUACAUUUCGACCCUUCCUGGUUCCAGUGUGGUGUUCCAUUGGCCUCGGAAUGACUAUGAUCAGCUCCUAUGUGUCAGAUUGAUGGAUGUUCCCAAUUGUAUUUGGUCUGGAGGCUUUGAAGUCAAUAAGAAUAAUUCCUUCCAUAUCAACAUGAGAGAUACCCUGGGGAAGUGCUUCUUCCUGCGCGUGGAAAUUACUCUCCGAGGAGCCACCUAUAGGAUCUCAUUCAGUGACACGGACCAGUUACCCCCUCCUUUCCGAAUUGACAACUUUUCUAAGGUUCCUGUUGUCUUUACUCAGCACAGUGUAGCGGAACCCAGGCUCCGAACUGAAGUGAAGCCCAUGACUUCAUUGGACUAUGCCUGGGAUGAACCCACCCUGCCUCCUUUCAUCACGCUGACCGUGAAGGGCGCGGGCUCCUCAGAGCUCAACUGCAACAUGAAUGACUUCCAGGAUAACCGACAACUGUAUUAUGAAAACUUCAUUUACAUUGCUGCUACCUAUACAUUCUCUGGUUUACAGGAGGGGACAGGAAGGCCUGUGGCUUCCAACAAGGCCACUACCUGUGCAGAGCUUGUCUUGGAUGUCUCACCAAAGACACAAAGAGUCAUUUUAAAGAAGAAGGAGCCCGGGAAGCGCUCGCAGCUGUGGAGGAUGACGGGCGCGGGCAUGCUGGCCCACGAGGGCUCUUCGGUGCCUCACAACCCCAGCAAGCCCCCUGCGGCCCGCUCCCCCGAGGGCUCCGCCAUCUUGGACAUCGCGGGUCUCGCUGCCGUAACCGACAACAGAUAUGAGCCACUGAUGCUAAGAAAGCCUGAUCGCAGGCGAAGCACAACUCAGACAUGGAGUUUCCGGGAAGGAAAACUGACCUGUGGUUUGCAUGGGUUGGUUGUCCAGGCCAAAGGAGGGCUUUCUGGUUUGUUUGAUGGAGCUGAAGUUGUUCUUGGUCCUGAUACUUCCAUGGAGCUUUUGGGGCCAGUUCCACCUGAACAACAGUUUAUCAACCAAAAAAUGAGACCUGGUUCCGGAAUGUUAUCCAUCAGAGUCAUCCCAGAUGGACCAACUAGAGCACUCCAGAUAACAGAUUUCUCCCAACGGAAAAGUGAUCGUUCAUCGUAUGAAGUGGAUGAACUUCCUGUUACUGAACAAGAGGUACAGAAAUUAAAGAACCCAGACACAGAGCAGGAAUUGGAAGUGCUUGUGAAGUUAGAAGGUGGAAUUGGGUUGUCCUUAAUUAAUAAAGUCCCAGAAGAACUGGUUUUUGCAAGUCUUACAGGAAUCAAUGUGCAUUAUACACAGUUGGCAACGAGUCACAUGCUUGAGCUCAGCAUACAGGAUGUACAGGUGGACAAUCAGCUCAUUGGAACUACUCAGCCCUUCAUGCUCUACGUGACUCCCCUGAGCAACGAGAAUGAGGUCAUCGAGACCGGCCCUGCCGUGCAAGUGAAUGCAGUAAAGUUCCCCAGUAAGAGCGCACUGACCAACAUCUACAAGCAUCUGAUGAUCACAGCUCAGAGAUUCACGGUGCAAAUUGAGGAGAAACUGCUCCUCAAGCUGCUGAGUUUUUUUGGCUAUGAUCAAGCAGAAUCAGAGGUGGAAAAGUAUGAUGAAAACCUCCAUGAAAAGACAGUUGAGCAAGGUGGAACACCAAUUCGAUACUACUUUGAAAAUCUCAAAAUCAGCAUUCCCCAGAUCAAGCUGAGUGUGUUCACUUCCAACAAGCUACCAUUGGAUCUUAAGGCCCUAAAGAGUACCUUGGGAUUUCCACUGAUUCGGUUUGAGGACGCUGUGAUUAAUCUGGAUCCGUUCACUCGGGUACAUCCUUAUGAGACGAAGGAGUUCAUCAUCAAUGAUAUCCUCAAACAUUUCCAGGAGGAGCUCCUCAGCCAGGCAGCCCGGAUCUUGGGAUCAGUGGACUUUCUUGGCAACCCCAUGGGGCUUCUGAACGAUGUUUCUGAAGGGGUUACUGGACUGAUAAAGUAUGGAAAUGUCGGGGGCCUCAUCAGGAAUGUCACACACGGCGUAUCAAACUCUGCUGCCAAGUUCGCAGGGACAUUAUCGGAUGGCUUAGGGAAGACGAUGGACAAUCGGCAUCAGUCAGAGCGGGAGUAUAUCAGAUACCACGCAGCCACAAGCGGGGAGCACCUCGUAGCCGGCAUCCACGGCCUGGCUCAUGGUAUCAUUGGUGGAUUGACCAGUGUGAUAACCUCAACAGUGGAAGGAGUGAAAACAGAAGGGGGUGUCAGUGGUUUCAUUUCUGGCCUCGGGAAAGGGCUCGUCGGCACUGUAACCAAACCAGUGGCAGGUGCCUUGGAUUUUGCAUCGGAAACAGCCCAGGCGGUGAGAGACACAGCCACGCUCAGUGGCCCCAGGAGCACAGGAAAGGCACAAAGUGGUUGCCACAGAAACAAAAGCUGUCCUUGUCAGUUUCACUGGUUGCCCAGCGCUGACGUAGCAGGUUUCACGCCAUGUCACCCGGUCGUUUCUAGUCAGUAAAUCCUGAUGGACAAUUUUCUAAGGACUCGGUUGGGAAUAUAGCAGGAAGCAAGACUGGCCCCUGUCUUCAAGGACCUACAGUCCAGUGGGGAAGCAAACAUAAAACAAAUAAUCAUAGUAAUAAUUACUUGCUAAAAUUGUGAUAAAUGACACAGGAGAUGUACAGGAUGCUGUGAGACUGUGUAACUGGAGAAGGCGAAGGGGAGAAGGAGGUUGGCUAACCUGUGGUCAGUGGCAUCAAGAAGGACUUGUUGAGGAAAGUGCAGUAGUGUUAUCCUACGCGUUAUCCACUGGGCCACCGAGCCCCCUGGGAAGUGCUAAUUAAGAUGAAGCCUGAAGUAUAUGGUGGAGGCUGGCCAAGUAAAAGGGAAGAGAGAAUCAUAUUCCAGGUAAAAAGGGGUCCAGAGAGGCUAGGCAACUCACCUGGAAACCAGUGGUAAUCAGGCAUUCUAAUGGAAGUCUAGCUGCAGAUUUCCUGAGACAGUUCUCUUCGUAGCCCUUCACUCCUAGAAACAAAAGCUAGUGGUAAGCGAGAAGCAGCCAGGCAGUCAUCGGCCUGGAGACCUGGAGUCUUAAAUGAGGGGGAAGUAAGCCUCUGCAUCUCCUCUUUGUUCUUAGAGGAGCCAGUGGUGGGGGAGCCUUGGCCAAAGUUACCAGAGGUGAGUGGGACACGCAGAGGGCCGUCUAAUUGGGAGCCUCAAAGAGAUUUGGCCCUUUACCCUUUAUUGCACUGACAAGGCAUUACAGCUUCUUCUGAAACACUGACCAGUUUCCCUCUGUCCAUUUGUCUGGGGUCCCAAAAUAGAUUAUUAACGAGCAUCCAUGUGUUACAAAAGAACACAUGGCCUGGAAAAUGGCAGGUCUGGGUCCCCACAUCCCUCUUAGUUUGAGGCCUUUGGUCAAGUCUCCCUGUCUCCUUAAGCCUCGGUUUUUCCCUCUAUAAAUUGGGGGUAAAUAUACCUGUUUAUUUUCUCUCUCAGAGGUCUGAAGCCCAACCAGUUAUUUUAAUGUGGAUGUUCUAAGGAACUAUAAAAUGCUGGACAAUCCUAUUUUUGAAAGUCACAUUAAAGGAGCACUGAGAUUCUUGCAGGUGGAGAAAUGUUUCAGUGCCCUGAGGGUUUGUUCUGAUGACACUGUGAUCUCUUAGGAACAUACUAGUUCUACCAAGGGAUAAAUCACCCUGGUUUCUUGGAAGUGAGUUAUAACCAUCUCCAACCAUCCCAAUUGAUUGAACAGGAUCCAGGGGUGUUACUCAGGGUUUUUCCCCACUGUUUAGACAACAGGGACUAACAAAUGAUUUGAAGGGAUUAGAAGUGAGAUUCUGACCGAGGGCUGACCUGAGCCCAGGGACUGAGCCAGGAAUAGAACCCAGGAGUCCAAGAGUUCUGCCUCUGAGUCUGCUCUUGGAACAAGACUUUCUGCUUCCUUUGUACUAUUUCAUCCAAGUGAAGGCUUAGAUCUUAGCAUCUAUGUUUUAAAUGACUCAAAUUUUAAGCAGAUGAUAGCAGAGUAAGCCAUAAAACUGUGAAAGAAUAUUCCUUCCAGUAAUCCAUCUGAAAAGUGGCCUUACAGGAAAUAUUGGCUCCUUUUUUGUGUUUAUUUGAACAUGAUUUUAUUUAUAGGGAGCCCCUUCCUUGAGUUCUUUUAGACUAAAAUACUUCCAAGUGCCUCUCCUUGGUGGAGUGUGCAGGCAUUCCGAAGAGACAGUCACUCAACUUUUCCCUGAAAUUGCCAUGCCAUCUGAUAGUUCUUGGGAAGGCAGGUGGGGGUGGCAGGGAGAAGAGGGCGGAGGACAGCAGAGCCUUUGGCCUCCGCAUGAAUGUUGUAGACCAGUAUCCCCUGCUGCAUUCGUUAACUGUACAAGUAUGUGUGGUUUGGAACCGAAAUAAGAAGCCUUUUCCAAGGCAACGUUGUGCUGGCUCAGGUUGCAUCUUCUAGUCUACGUGUAUGGGGCCACAUUUGUCUGUUCCCAAGUAAAGUUCAUGAAAAUGGCACAGCUGGCAGCCACACUUGUGGUGCCAUGGAAGCCUUGUCGAAAGCCCACCGCUCUUCAAACAGGCCAGGUCAAAGCAGGGCACCCGCUGGGCUGCCUGCCCGGCUCCUGCGUGUGUGCUGGUAUUUGACGGUAGUGUUUGGAAGGAUAACUUGGGUGGGUAGAAAGCCGCAGAGACCCAGGGGCGGCCAUUGCCCAACAGAAGGCAAAAAUAACGUGGAAAGGAGGAGCUUCGGACUCCGGGCUAUUUAUUUGCUUGUUUAUUUCUCUAAAUACCAUCUGUUGUAGGCUUUGGGUUACAUGACAUUUUGGGAAAGUAGCAGAUGAAGAUUUAUGAAGCUGGACCCUGAACCUUCCUCCAAAAUAUUUCUUCACCUUUUUAGUCAAGGCCCAAAAUGGGGAGAGAAGUGGGAGCUGCCAGAACUUGAAAUAUUUAAACUAAUUUAGUGAAGCCCAGGAGUGGUGGGCUUAUCUCCUUAUUUAAGUUAGAUAAGGAGGAACGGGGGUUUGCAGGGUAGUGAUAGAUCGGUGCUUAAGAAUAUAGCCACCAGGACUCUGCUGCGCUCUGGAGUCCCAGGAGCCCUGUAUUGUGCCCGGACGUGUAAAUUCCAGUUGCUCUGAGAGCUUUCGGGCAACCUUUUGGUUAAUGUCACGGAAAAGAUUUAUGGCGGGCAUAUUUGACUUUUUCAGUAAAAACACUCCCAAGACACCACCCAAAAUUUGUUAAAGACACUUUUCAUUAAUGGCCUCCUGGAUGUGAAAUUGAAGUGGAUUUUCUCAAGCAAACAUCCUUUUUGUUGCAGUGUUUGCUUCGUACCUAUGACUCUCUAAGACUAAAAGGAAGAAAGACCCUGUUGGGUCACCAGAGCCUGAAUGCAGUCAGGUUGGACAGGUUGGGGAAAGGGCCACAAAGGGAGUUUAGGAAAUGCUGUCACUACUCUUUCCUAAUGGAAGCAGUGCUUGUAAUUACCCUGCAAGCAGCCGUUUGCUUUCCUUGUAUUGCACAUAACACAUUAAGCAGAACUGGUUUGAAAUGAGCCUUCGGGGAACUUCCAAAGGUACAAAUCUUAAUAAAAACUACAGUGUUUGUCAGGAUGCACCCAUGCUAUCAGUUUUUUCCACCAGUGUUCCUCCUAAGGCAGAGGAGAGUGGGCUGACAUCCCAUGUAGCUGGGGGCAGAAGCAAGUCCGAUAUUGCUUGGGAAAGUUUAUCUUUAAACUCUAAAUGAAUUUUACCUCUCAUCCUGUAUUUGUUUUCAUAAGAUGUUUUCAGUUGCUACCUACCAAAAUUAACCCUUCACAAAGAUACACCAGGUCAUCCUGUAGCUUCUGCCUCAUUCACAUUUAAGAGCUACAAGGUAUGCUUUCCAGAUGAGUCCUCUAGACCCACGGAGCAUUGAUGGAAAGACAGGUAAACGAACACGAGUGGAAAGCCAGAGCCUAGUACAUAGUUGACCCCGAGGCUCAGUUUCUGAUCUUUGGGCCGAUCUGUCUAUCGGCUUGGUAGCGGUCUGCUGCUUGGGGCAGCCAGUGCAGUGGUGGACAUGCCAGCCUUAUCAGGAGAAGGACUUUGAUUUCAGUGGCACUGAGAAAGGAUUGCUGUGUCCGUCCAGAGGGAAGGGACUAUUCAUACCUCCCUUCUGCUGUCCAGAAGUGGUACAUUGGAUAUGGGGCAGCCACCCAUCCUGUCUCCUGCUCACCCUUGGGUAUGUAGGAGGUGAAAGCCAUACGGUCUCACUUCCUGAUCCUGCCAAACCAGGCCUUUCCAGAGAAUGCCCCAAGGUGGAUGGAUCAUUUUCUCACUCUUUCUGAGCAACCCCCACAGAAGAAACCACAUUCAGAGCCAUGUCACAACAUAGGAUAUCUUGCUUGGGUCUGAGUUUAAGCUGAUGAAGUUCCAGGGUAAGAUAUUUUUUAGAAACCUCUUUCAUGCCUUAUAAGUUAAAAUUCCUCUCAUAGGAACCCAAGCAGGGAGAUCUUAUUUUUUCUAAGACAGACUUCUUCCCUCUUGCUGAACUGUAAAUACCGUACUUUGCUUUCACUCAGAGGCUCCAGACGAUGCCACUCUUGUUAUAACAUAACUUAUGGAAAGCUCAGAUCUGUUGCUGAAAAAAAAAAAUGGAAACCUGCACACACGUAUUUGAAAAGAGUCUUUCCACUUUUGAAAUCCCAUGACUCAUUUUUAUGCAAGAUUAUCUGUUAAGAAAAAAAAACACUUUUUUGGUCAUGGUACAUUAUAAUCGUUUCUAGAAAGGAGAGUGUCUGUUUUUUGCCAUUUUUGGCAUGCAGAGAUGACUGGCUUUGGAAAACGGCACAAUCCUGUUUCCAAAAGUAAAAAUAAAUUGAAUCUAUGCGUGUACAUCUUUUAAGUACAAUCCCUGUAUCUCAACCAACAGGUCUUUGCUCAAAGAAAAUAGGAUGGAAAGUGUGUAGUGCUUUCAGAUCUUUGUCUCCUCCAUUUGAAAAUUAAGUGAUCAAUCCAGCCAUUGUACAUGUUGGGCCCUUUCCUUGCUCAGUGAUUUGGUUAGUAAAACUCUGAGGGACUGCAUUUAAGAUUUUUGCUUAAAAUGGUGUAGAAUGGUGUAGUCCUUCCUGAGAAGAAUUUGUAUUUUGUGCAUUAGAGAAGAACUGAAAAGCCAUCUACUGUUUCUGGGAUUCCUCUGCAAAGGUGUUAUGGUCACUUAUUUGGGGGUUUUGAUGACUACGUCUCUAAUGAUUUUCCCUUAUAGAGUCAUCCCUUGUUGCCCAGGAUGAACUAGGAAUUCCCCCUUAAAGAGAGGAGCCAGGUUUGAGUUCCAGUCCCCUGCUCCCAAAAAGCUUCAGGUGUGAGGUAAUUGUGAGGUGCAUAGGGGACCAGCAGGCUGGCCGGGGGUAGACUGUAGUGUUGCAUCACAAGGGAGAGCUUAUAAUCCUGGGGGCAGGAAAAGGUAGGCGUGGGGGUGGUAGUGAACCCAGAGUCUCCCUGCCCUCGUACCUUCAUUUAGUCUGUUUUGCCAGACCGCCUCUCAAAGACAGAUUCUUGCUAAGUUUCUCACUAACUUGUCAAGUAGGGGGAAAUAAGAUUGCAUCUGUAAAACAUUUUAAUCACUAUAUACUCUGAAAAAGGAAAGGAAGGAGAGAAAGGAAAGAAAGGGAAACUUUUCUUAUAUUGGGUUUAUACAAUUCAAUGCAAAUCGGGUUAACAGCGUUCCUCGUCUCUGUCCUUAGCGGAUUUACUCAGAUACGUAGAGGAAACUGAUGUCUCAGCGAGCACAAAAUUUGUCCACGUGGGUCCUUUUAGAACACAGGCUCUCAAAAUAUGGUGUGAGGACCCCUAGGGAACCUCAGCCUUUCCCAGGAUCCAUGAGGUCAAACUUGUUUUUUAUACAUUUAAAUAACCAUUGUUAUAAUAAUAUUCUCUAAUGAACGUACGGUGGAGUUUUCUGGAAGCCACACAAUGUGUGAUACUGCACACAGCGAUUGACUGUAGAAGCAGAUAAGAGAAUGCAGCUGUUUUCUAUUAAGCAAGACUUAAGGAGAUUUGCAGAAAUGUAAACCAGUGCCACUCUUCGCACCUCCUUCCACCCACGCGUAUGCGCCAGCCAGCAGGCGCCGUACCGGGCUCCUUCCCCGACGGGAUGCUCUGAUGCUCCGUCGCCCCGCUGGCCAGUAACACCUGUCGCCAGCGGUGGACUAAUGUGGAUUCAGCAGCGGGAGCCCCAUGAGAGGACGCUUCACCUUGGUGUCCUGCUGGCCCUCGUCCGCCCUCCUGGUUUGCUCCUGACUUUUACUGGGUUUCUUGAGGUAACAAUUGGAAAGAUUGUGUUACGUACCAGGAGACCUCUCACGAUCAUUUACCCAGUUCAGUCCCUCACCUUAGCAGCGUGGGGAGUGAGGAGCACCUUACCCCGAAGCCUAAGGUCCAUCCUGUCCAAGGCCACUUGCUCCCGCGGGCUCGGCCCCGAGCUGGGUCGGGACCUGGAGGAGUGCGCACUAGGUCGGCGUUUACGUAGCAGAACCUGAGCUCCGCCGCAGCGAGGCUGGUGGAGCAGGACAAGCCCGUGGGAUGUGGAUGCGCUCCUUUGAACUCUCGGGGGAAAGCGGGUUUUAUGCGGCAGGUCUGUGUUAACACCAGAGGCAGCUCCUGCUAGAUUGUCCCUAAACAUACUUCAAACAUAGGUGAUGCCAGGGGUGACCCAGGCAGCAUCAUGAAAUCCCGGGGACUGCAGGAAACUUCAGAGGAGACUCAGAGCCCAACUUGGCUUGUCUUUGUGGGGAGGGUGGGCCACGGGAAUCCUGGGGCCUUCGGACCAGUUGGAUCCGAUGGAACCUCCCUGCGUGGGCCAGGAUGGACAGAGGGCAAAGUUCAUCCGUUCUUUAGACUUCCCAGAUCCACCGCAGCAGCACAGGCAGGAUGGUAAUGACUGGCACCUGCCCACUUCUGGAGGCGCGAAAGGCCGGAUCACCAUGUGGGUGUUCAUAUCCCUCGUGAAAAGAUGAGAGCCUCUGAGACUUACUCUGUUUUUUGCUUGACUUGUUGAGGGGCCCCGUUAGUUCAGUUGGGCUGAUUCUAAACGUGAGAUGCUCUGAUCGGUUGCUUGGUAAACACACUGGUUCAAGUAUAGGCAGAUUGACAGCAGAGAUGCAUUAAUUGGUGAAGUGUUGCCUUCUCCUGUGUUCCGGGCAUAUCCUAGGUAUUCAGUGCUGAGAAUAUUUAAAUACUCGAGGACAAACUGCUUUGAAGAAUCUUCCAGAUUCUUGAGAAUCACCAAGUUGUUUGUAUGUUAAUACUUUUAAUUUGGUCUCAUGCUUAUUAAAACAAGUUUCCUAUCACUUCCUUGAAGUACCUCUUUAUUAGUGACUUGAUUUACUGUUUGUUCUUGGAAACCGCAACUUGCAUUUGUGUUGUGCUCUAUUUUGGGGAGGCUUGGCGGUUUUUCCAACCUUAUGAACAGGUCUGUCACUACUCUUUCAAAACUCUUCAAUGAUCUCUGCUCUUUCUACCUUCUAUUGCUAACUAUUAUUUAAUUUCUGUAUUAAUAAAAACAACGAUUUUAAAAAGCUAUGACUUUGACCAUGAUUAUCUCACUAUAACAAAUUUUUUUCUAAAGAUUUUAUUUAUUCAUGACAGACAGAGGCAGAGACACAGGCAGAGGGAGAAGCAGACUCCCUGUGGGUCUUUUAAAAUUAAAUUGUAUUUUGUCAAAGUAGAUAUAUGUCCACCCUUUUAAAAAUCAAAAGACUUCUACAUGUCUGAAAAUAAAAACCACCAAUCUCCUGCCCCACUUUUCCCUACCUCUGAUUUCUGCUCCCCCAGAGACAACCACUUUCAACACUUUUGAUUUGGAAGUAUUUGCUUUUGUGUUUCUUAAAAAAAAAAAAAAAAAAAAAAAAAA